Molecule: messenger RNA, 1201 nt
Organism: Nyctereutes procyonoides (raccoon dog)
Lineage: Eukaryota; Metazoa; Chordata; Mammalia; Carnivora; Canidae
Gene: REX1BD
Product: required for excision 1-B domain containing
Exons: 5
Coding region: 315-1043 (242 amino acids)
Source: RefSeq, a predicted model, not a curated record
GCUAUUUAUUCAUGAGAGACAGGCAAAGACAUAAGCGGAGGGAAAAGCAGGUUCCUCAUGGGGAACCCAAUGUAGGACUCCUAGGACCCAGGGAUCACGACCUGAGCCAAAGGCAGACAAUCACUGGGCCACACGAGGUCCCUGUUUUAUUUGGGUGGGGACAGGAUGUGGGGUUGAAAUGAAGUUGAUGUUGGGAUAAAUGUAUACAAAUUUAGGGACAGCCCUGUUGUAUACAGAGCCUUAUAUUCAAGGACAGGCACGAUUAAAAAAAAAAAAAAGCCUUCAACGGGAACAAGCAGGGGAAUGGGUGGAGCAUGUCAGGGCUAAGACUUCACUGUCUUCGCUCCUUAUUUUUCGAGAUCUUCAGGUUUCCCUUUUGGGGACCACAGGUUGGGGUGGGGGGACCUCCGGGCCUGCAGGGGGCGCCUGGCGCAGUGGAACACCUUAGUCCUGGGCGAGGCCGGGGCUGCUCAGUCAUGAUCACUUCCAAGGCCGUGGAGGACUCCGCUGUUCCCUCGGUACCCGUUACUGCCGGAGCUGCCAGUGUCCCGGAGCGCGAGGAGCCGGCGUGGCCCUGGAAAGAUGCCCCGAUCCGGGCGCUGGUGCAGCGCAUCCACCAGUUGCAGGCUGAGCGCGCACAGGCCUUCCGCCGGCUGGAGGACCUCAGGACCCCCACCUGCCGCAGAGGCCACCUCCAGUACCUGCGAAGCGGCCCGCCCCACGACUUCCCGCGCUACCGGAGCACGGUGCACGAGGUGACCCAGGCGUUCGCCGCCGCCUCGCGGGAGGUGCUGGCGGUGGAGGCCGAGCUGGCCGGGCCCAGAGGACAGCCGCUGCUUGCGAGCCACGUGCGCAGCCUGCAACAGCUGGAGCAGACGCGCCUGGCCACGGUGGCCCUGCUGCAGCUGAUGGGGGCACCAGAGCUGACUGAGCAGGAGAACACCCUGGAGAUGCACCAGCUGAAGAUGAAGGUAAUUAAAACCAUGGAAGCGAUCAGCGAGGUUCUUCAGGACCUUAGGUUUGAUGCAGAAUCUGCCGAGUGAUGGUGGCUUCCCAGAGACAUGCCAUGGGAUAUGGGAAAUGGGGUGAAUGGCACCCAGCCCACCCCUGGAUCGUCAGAUGGCUGGGGUCACGCUCCACCAGGUUGCUGACCGCCCUUGAAUUUGCUGUGACUCCAACAAUAAAGGACCCUUCAUUUGCA